Drosophila mauritiana is the source of this 2253-nucleotide messenger RNA. Its product is annotated as RNA polymerase II degradation factor 1. NCBI's taxonomy places the organism in Eukaryota, Metazoa, Arthropoda, Insecta, Diptera, Drosophilidae. The record is from RefSeq and is a predicted model, not a curated record. The transcript has a single exon. Bases 72 to 2123 code for a protein of 683 amino acids.
GCCAAAAAACAAAUUUAAACGGAAGCAUUGUAUAAUUGAGACAACAAAUUGUAUCUGGGGAAAAAGAAGAAAUGCCCAAUGGCGGAGUCAAGUCAACCAGGUCCAGUCCCUACUGGCGUCAUGCGAGUCCUCCUCCGAGGAGGAACUUGUCCUCGGAGCAAUCCAGCAAUCGAGUAGGACAGCAGUUGCUGCGAUCCCUGGCUCAGAGCUUACCGUCUGGCCAGGAAGCCGUGCGUUCCCGAUCUUCCUGCCCAACCACACCUCGUCGUCGCCGCCAGGCCAGUGUCUGCAGAUCGAUGGGCAGUCCAGAUUGUGUGCCAUUGGUAUCGCACAGUAAGCUCAAGACACCGGUUCGAUUGAAGGCGGGUAUGCCGGUGAAACCAGUGCUGGGAGGAGAUCCACCCAAUUCAAAGACUCCUGGUCAGUCUAUGGUGGCCUCAGCUAAACGUCGCAAUGAAUCCCCCACAGUGAAGGCAAAAAGCAGGGAAGAAGAGUUCAAUAAGAUACCAGAGCUGGUUAGUGAGGCAUCCGUUGCCAAGGCCAGAGAAAAAGAGUUCGAAAAGAUACCUUCCAGAGUUCCGAUCUUGACUGAAGAAAACAAGCCAACAGAAGUGAGAGACACAAAUAAUUCAGUUCCGGAAACGCAGGAGAACUUGAAGCCGGAAACGGAAACUAAUUUAAUAAUAGAGGAAGAAAAGCCCACCGAAGGUAUACCAGAAACGGAACCGAAGCCAUCGAACUCGAAGAUAAUUCCCUGCUUUCGGGGAGAGUAUCCCACACGACAUCGUCCUGGUACUUGCCAAUGGUUCCAAUCCGACGUCCCCAAUUGCGGAAAUAUCGUGACCAUAUGCGAUGAGGAACAGCAAAUUAUGGGUGAAGCGGAAAUAGUCACCGCAUGCGAGGUUACCGAGGCACAUUUCCUGAGCCUGCAAUGUGAAGAUGAUAACAUGAACAACGAACCGCCAUCGAUUUCGAGGUGCAGUAAGUGCACGGGUUGUCCACAGCAACAGAGUGGUAAUUGGUUUGGACAGCAGCGAUCUUGUCCUCAGCAGCAACAACCUUGCUUUCAACAGAAGCCAUCUUGCUUGCAACAGCAACCAUCUUGCUUGCAGCAGCAACCAUCUUGUUUCCAGCAACAGCAACGAAAUUGUGGACGAAAUCCACCCUGUCCCAGUGCGAAACCAAAAGGAUGUCUCAAGUGUCAGGAGCAGCAGCAGUCCAGCAAAGCAUUUGCCUACAAUCUGCAGCAGUCGAUGCAGCAGCAAGUUCUGCCGCAGAUGCAGAAUAUGUAUCCGUGUCAGCAGCUUCAGCAAGUGAAUCUCUGUGAUCAAAUGGAACAACAAUUGCAACAGCAAGGCAUUGAGGAGAACAACUAUGGCCUGACCGAAAUGCUGGCCGAGGAGCUAAAGAAGCAAAUGCUCGAGGCUCAGGCGCAGAUUGCCCAAGUGCAACUGCAGUUGAAUAGUGCGUGUGGAGCCACAAGAGUGCGGCAGAUGCAUGUGCUGUCCCAGAAUGCCACUGACGUCCCACGUUGGGCGCCAGAAACUCAGUUCAUGGAUGUCCUGGCAGAGGAACACGACGUGGGCGAUGCUCAACCGGAUGAAAUAAUGGAAAACGGCGACGAGGAUCAGGGAUUUAACGCGCAAUUGGAUCAGCAUGCAUUGCCGGCUAGCUUUCCGUGCCAAACUAUCGAGUCCACCAGGUCGGAGACGAUUUGGACCAUGCCAUCAGCUGCUCAGUCGUCACAGCAACAUAUGCAGUUUGGUCUGUAUCCUGUGCCACUAACGAUGCCAAAUCAGAAUAACUACUUCCAGCAGAAUCCUCAACAAUUUCCCUGCCAAAUGGCUCCUUUUCAGCAGCAGCAACAACAGCAGCAAAUGGCUCAUUGUCAGCAGAUUCAGUCGUGUAGAGCACCACCUUGCCCGCCCAAGAAGGCGCCUCCUUGCCAGCAGAAGCAGCAGCUGCAGCAGCAGCGAUUAUCCUGUCAGCAGCAACAGCCCAUAAGAUCUGGUCCACCAGCCCAGUCCAAUAAGUGUUCUCAUUCUCCACAAUUUUGUCCCAGUUGUUGUUGCCAGCGGUAUGCCCAAAUGAGAUUCAUGAUGCCCCGAUGUUGGCUGCGCUAAAGAUUUCGAAAAGUUCUAGGUUUGUGGGCGUAACUUAUCUUGAACAGUCUUCAAGCUAAGAUACCUUACAAAUUCCAAUUUGAACAUGAAGUUGUGCAAUUCUUCCGUUUAAAAUUGAGGCGAAUAAAUG